Messenger RNA from Saccostrea cuccullata (small rock oyster), 1759 nucleotides. RefSeq lists its product as uncharacterized. The coding region runs from base 5 to 1693 and encodes 562 amino acids. The record is from RefSeq and is a predicted model, not a curated record. NCBI's taxonomy places the organism in Eukaryota, Metazoa, Mollusca, Bivalvia, Ostreida, Ostreidae. The transcript has a single exon. Gene Ontology annotation, molecular function: zinc ion binding; protein binding.
CACUAUGGACCCCCGUACCAGUGCCCAGGACAUAAUGCGCUGUGACCUGUGUGAGACCGCUGUGGUACAGAUGCACUGUGAUACAUGUCUUGUCAACCUGUGUAAGGCCUGUGUGGGAGAACACAUGAUCUCUGACCAAUCUAAAAAACAUGAAAUUGUCCCAUUUAAGCUUCGAAAAUCCACUCCCCUCUACCCUAUCUGCAAAUUACAUCACAAUCAGCAAUGUACAAUGUACUGUAAUCAAUGUGACAUUACUGUUUGUACAAAAUGCAUUGCAUCUGAUCAACAUCUGAGCCAUAAGUUUUCAGAAAUCUUGCAGAUUGUGGAAAGGAAAAAACACAAAAUCAUCGAAGAACAAACUGAAUUAAAAGAGACAAUUUUUCCAACCUUCCAGGACAUUGCCUCUGAUAUACAAAACAGAAUGAGCCAAUUAGAAAAGGAAUAUGGAGAUCUCUCAACAGCCAUAACAAAACAUGGAGAGGACUGGCACAGAGAAAUUGACAAACUUGUCAAGAAACGUACAGCUGAAGUUGAUGAAAUGAAAAACACACAGAUACAAACUCUACAGAAACAUCUGGAUGAAAUAAACAAGACAAUAUCUGAUAUCAAGGAUGAAAUCAAUUCAGUUGACAUGGCGUUAGACACUAAUGAUUUAUCAAUGUUAUUUAGUGUCACUUCUGAUGUAAAUAUUUACAGAACUCUUCCACAAAAACUAGCACCAUCUUUACCGAAAUUCAUUGCAGAAAAAAUUCAAGGAGAAAAACUCGAUAAACUGUUUGGAACUUUAAUAUCAGGUUCUUUAACUUCAGAUAAACAUGGCUAUAGCAUGAAGACAACACAGAAAUCACCAGAAGCUGGAUGCUCUCCUCCUGUCAAACAUCUGCUAGAUAAACCCGAGACUGUCACCACCAUAGACACUGGGCAUAGAAGGCUUUCCAAUGUUGUCUGUCUGAGCGAUGAAGAAAUAUGGACAAUUGGAGAUGACAGCACCAUGGAACUCUUCAGCAUCAAUCAGGGAUCACAACUCAAGUCAAUCAAAACCAAGUCAGGGAACAUACCAAUAGACAUAGCAGUGACAAAAAGCGGAGAUCUAGUUUAUACUGAUUACAAUUAUAGAACUGUGAACAUUGUGAAGAGUGAGAAAGUAGAGGAGGUGAUCAGACUACAGAACUGGAAACCUCGCAAUGUCUGUAGUACUUCAUCUGGUGACCUCCUGAUUACCUUGGAAAGUGAUGAUGAAAAACAAUCAAAAGUUGUCCGUUACUCUGGCUUCACAGAGAAACAUAUCAUUCAGUUUGAUGAUCAAGGCAGACCUCUCUAUUCAGCUGGUCGUUAUAGCAGAUGCAUAACUGAGAACAGGAACCUGGAUAUCUGUGUGUCCGACAAUGGAACUAAAGCAGUAGUGGUGGUCAAUCAGGCUGGAAAACUGAGAUUCAGGUACACUGGGCAUACCCCUUCUCCAAAGAACCAACCAUUCAAUCCACGAGGAAUCACCACAGACAGUCAGAGUCACAUACUUACAGCUGAUGUUAAAAAUCACUGUGUCCACAUGCUAGACAAGGAUGGACAGUUCCUCCGUUACAUAGACUGUGGACAGAGUGGACCCUGGGGACUGUGUAUAGAUACAAAUGAUUAUCUGUUUGUUGUUCAACUAAUCAACAUACAAGUGAAAAAAGUUAAAUACCUUUGUUGAUUCUAGUGAUAUGUAUUAAGUAAAUAAAAGCCAUAUGACGCAAAUCACUUUAAAAACAAUAUGUAG